GCGACGAAUGCGUUUUGCUAGUUUGCCUGUCUGAAUGCUUUGGGCGAGGCUUUUUCGCGGAACGUGACGAGUUUUGUUAAAAAAUCUGACCAAUUCCCUUCAUACUGUUUGAACUUAACAUCAUAAAAGAUUUAACAACAAAAGAAUACUGUGCCUGCCUCUUUGGGACGAUUUUACUCUUCAAAGAGUUAAUAUAUAGUUCAUUGGACGCAUUUUCUUACGAAUGAAGAAAAAAUACUAUAUUAAUACUUACAGUACAGUUUCUACAUCAUACUCAAUUUUAAAUAUACCAAUGCCCUUGAGAAGAUAGGGAAUAUAUUACCUUGUUACAAUUAUCAGUAUUUCAUCUGAUUCCACUCAUGAAUUAAAAUGGAUUCUGCGACCAAUGGGGAAGUUUCAGAAGACUGUUUGAGUAAAUCAAAAGAAACCACUGAUAUGCUCACUGUUGAAGAAUGUGUUGAAGAGGCCAAGCAUUUAAAUGAAAGUAAGGCCAUGGCAGAAAUGGAAAAAUGUAAAACAAGUGUAAAUUCUUUAUCAACUUCAAUUUGUGAAACUUCUCAAAACAAAGAAACCUCUGACCAAAAAGCAUUAUCAUCAUCCUCCACUUCUUCAAAUUCUGUAAUUGUAACAGAAGAAAAUAGUCAUAUAUAUCAACUGGAAAAUAGCAGCCCAUCACAAGAAGUUUUGAUAGAGUGUGAAGAACCUCCACUAAGAAAAGAAAAUGGAAUUUCUGAUUCAAAUGACACUGAAAAAAGUACUAAGCUUACAACUGAUCAGAAUGCUGAUGAAAAAACAGAUUCGAAUGCAGAUGCUGCCAAUUCUCCAAGUUGUGUAAUUGAAGAGGAUUCAUCUAGUUUAAAAAGUAAUAAAGAGACCAUUCAAUCUUCAAGUGAAAAACUGGCUGAAAAGUGCAAUAAAAGUGAAAUUGAUUUGUCUUGCUCGGACAUGAGUGAUAAAAAGGAAAGUGAUGUUAUUUUGAUUGAUGAACAGCUAUCAAAAAUCAAGGAAUCAAAUAUCUCCAGAAGCAAUACUAUUGAAAAGAAGAAUCCAGAAAUCCAAACAUGUAGGAAUAAAUUAAUGUGUGGAGGCUCUUUGGUGACAGAUUCUUGUGAGAAUCAAGUACAGGAUUUGAAAGUAGAUUCAAAACUAUGUUCUCAGAAAACUAAAACAAAUUUGCUAAAGCAUACAUCUGAACGAAAUGAAUCUUGUAUUGAUUUAACUGAUGACGAUGGUAGUGAAAAUAGUGCUCAAAUAGUUAAUGAACUGCCUCUUAAUUUUAUGAAAGAUAAAGAACCGCAAAUACCCUUGAAGCCUUUAGAAUCUAAUACAAUUUCAAAUGUUUCUGACAGGGGAGGUCUUGUUGAUUUGUCAAUAAAUAAGUGGCCACAAGAAAAUCCUCUCCAAAAACUGAAUGAGCAUUUAAAAUCCAUUGGAACUGAUAAAGAACGAGUUCCUUUUAAUCACAAUCAUAUUCAAAAGAGUGAUGUUUGUUCUGCUAAUACAUCAUUAUCCAAGGGUUCUGAAAAGAUGCACUCAUCUGAUAUUUAUGACAAAGAAAACAACGUGGAAGAUUCUCACCAUCACGAAAGAAACAUGAAGGAACAAUCUGAUAGCUUUGUAUAUGCAGAACUUUCUAAUGAAGUAACAGGAUUUCCAGAUGCCUUUGUGGGAAAGGUGACUAUUGGCAAAUAUAUACAUGUGAAAGGAGAUUUUACACUUCGUAGUUCUGAAGCACUAUUAGAGAGCCCAUCAUUACAUGCCCCUUAUUUAUUAAAGGAACCAGACAUUUUUCCUCCCAAAGAAAAAGAUUCUAAAUCAGAAACAACGGACUUUUUUCAUUCUGCAGCUGGUGAGCUGCUCAUAGGUAUUGGUAUUAGCAGAGUUAAUGAAUGGUUUCAUAAAGAUAUGGUUCGAAUAAAGAAAAGACAAAUGAAAAGAAGUGGAAAGACGCCUCAGCUAGAGGAAGAACUUAAAAUGCAUGAAGAUUUAUAUGCAGAAGCCAGAAAGGCAAACAGUGUAUAUUCUUUCACAUAUCAAUCUUGUAAAAAUUGUGGUUUUACUAGUGAAUCAACCCUUGUUAUGGAAGGCCAUUUAUUGGUCCCUCAUGUUACACCACGCAGAGACUAUCAGUGCAAUUUUUGUGACUCUAUCAAUCGAGAUCCUAAAGCUAUGCUGGAACAUAUGCUGUUAGCCCAUGGGAAAGUUGGACGUAUCCAGCCACCAGUUCUCUUCUUUGAAUGUCCUUAUUGUUCAUUUGAAAGUAAUUCAAAAGUGAAAUUGAAUAACCAUUUAGCCAAAUGUCAGCGGUACUUUGAUCAUGGUAUAAAUCAAGCACCACCUAAAGACUUUGAAUUCCCUUGUCUUACUCCUAAACCUAUUACUGUAGCUGUUGUGAAAGCAUAUGAAAAGUCGUUAGGUUCUAUGCAGAGGGGACGUGGAAGACCCAAAAAAGAUAUUUCUGAGUCUUUGCAUAUGAAUCAGUAUGCAAGCAAUGCAAAUCUUGCACCAAUAACUCCAAACCAUAUGCCUGCUUUUAGAGCUAGUUCAAACUCUCCUCUUGCUGAUAGCUUAAGUGUACAAAAUCAAAUGAUUUCUCCUCCUAUUCAAAUGCCAACUAUGAAUAUAAGGCCUGCACAUUCAAAUGUCAUGGGACAACUUCGUCCUGCAAUUUCACAUUUGCAUAUGCCACCUACUAAUCGCUUUUUCCAUUUUGUUAACCCUUCUGGACAAGUCAUGCCUAUGAUGGGAAACAAUCAUUUAGCUACAUCAGCAUCACAGUUUCCAUUUUCUCCUCCCGUUGAUACUAGCUUAGGUAAAAAAGCAUCUUCUACCCCUAGCUUCAAUCCUAUGUUGGGAAGUAAUUUGAGACAACAAACACCAGCCAAAGGGAUGCCUAGUGUCACUAUUACCCCUUUACCUAAGCUCCAAGGACCAUAUCCUGUUCCAAUAGCUAAACCAGCAGCAGCAGCAGCAUCAGGUAGUGCAACAGUGCAAUCUAACAGCUUAGUUGUUUGUGAAAUAUGUGAUGGCUAUAUUAAAGAUCUUGAACAGUUACGUACCCACAUGCAAUUAAUUCAUAAAGUUAAAAUACAUCCCAAAAUGUUAGUUAGUCGUCCUCCUCUCAAUUGUCAAAAAUGUCAAUGGCGAUUUUUUACCGAUCAAGGUCUUGAGCGUCAUCUUUUAGGUGCUCAUGGGCUUGUUACUUCAAAUAUGCAGGAACUUGCUAAUAAAAACAGAGAUGCUGGUUGUUGUACUAUCUGCGGUAGAGUUUUUGGCAGUAAACUUGUUAGCCAUAUGAAUGUAGUUCAUAAACUAACUUUGAAACCAGCUCAUCUUUCCUACAAAUGUACAGUAUGUUCUGCAACUUUUAAUCUUUAUAGAUUAUUUGAAAAUCAUGUGUAUCUUGUUCAUAGUGGUGCUGCUAAGCGUUCGGCUGAUGGUAGGUCCAGCCCGUCAAAAAAAAUGAAAAGCUUGGAUGAUUCAAUAGCAAGUAUAGAAUCUUCUAAUCAUAAAGAGAAAGGUACAUCUAAAGACAUAGGAGACGAGAAUUGUAACAAGUGCAAAGAAUGUGGAUAUGAUAAGAAAUCACAGGAUGGGAAAUGUGAUAAGUGCCUAAAAUCUGUUGAAUUAGUUCAUGGUACUACCACAAGUACUAAAACUUUAAAUGAUGAGCUUAGGAAAACAGAAAAAACAAUUGAAAAAGCAGCUGCUUAGAGUUGUAUCUUACACUAUUAGAUAAUGAAAACUAAUUGGACUACACAUUUUUAAACUGCAUCAAAUAUUUUUCAAUUUAAUGAGUUUUCAUGUGCAAGCUAUUAGAUUUAAUAUUAAUCAUUCAUAAAAGAAAAUCUUCAUAACUUUUUUUUAUGUGCAUAUAUCUGUGAAUUCAUUAAAUGUAAAUACAAUUCAUUGUACUAUUCAUUCUGUUAUCCCAAUUAAAUGGUGUACAAUUUAUGUGAAUAAUUAAUCCACUAUUCUUUACCAAAUCAUAUUUGUACUUAGGCUUGACUUCAAGUCCAAAUCAUUCUUUAGUGAUGGGAAAACUGUGUUUUUCAAAUUUUUGCCUUAUAUUUAAUAUCUGUAUAUUAACAGGCACACAUCCUUUGGAAAUUGCUCAGUCUCCUAAAUGUAACUGUCUCAUAAUUUUAAUUGCAAUCUGAUAAUAGAAUAAUUGCCUGGAAAUUGAUUCUGUGAAUGUAUUUUAAAGCAGAGCUUCUAAAACUUCCCAUUCUCGAGCCAGUUGGGUCGCAAAUUUGAAACUAAAUAAGAAUUAAGAGGCUACUUUCAGGCAAAUAAAUGCAAAUUCACAUUUUUAAAAAAAAUAAAUGUUGAAAUUUUAUUAAAAACUUUUAAAUUAAAAUAGUUUUAUUGCUUGUUUUGUCAAAAAUGUUAACAAAUUUGGGGGGGGGGGGGGGGAAAUGCCAUAAUAAAAAAAAUUUCACACUAGUAUUUUCCAGCAGCAAACUACCUAGGGUAAUACUUCACAGUUUAAGAAGCUCCGUGCUAAAGUAUAUAUAUCUAUAAUAUAAAGAUUUCUUAUCAGUGUUUAUAUGAAUAAGUAUAAUUUUAAACUAAUAUGAUUUUCUUAACAUUUGAAUUUCUGAUGAAUAUUAAUUAAAUAUUGGGAAUAUAUUAUGAAUCUGGAAAGCAAUUGUUACUAUUGUGAAUAAUAUAAUUGAUUAUUUUUAUAUUUUUAAAUCAUGGCAAGGUCAAAAAAUGCCAAUGCUUCUAGAAUGUAUUGUUAUAGAUGUACAUUUCUGAAUUAUGGCAUCUGGUACUUAUCAGCCAAAAACAUAUAAGAUGAUACUAAGUAUAUUUAAUAAAAUUAUUUCUUAACUAUUGGAACAAAUGAGAAUCAAAUCUAAUGCUUUUUAUUUUGUUUAGGCUUUGUUUCAUGUUAUUUAUUCCUGCAGCUAGUUUCUUGUAUUUAUUUUUCAAAAUUUUAUUGAGUUUUUUUUUAUUAUUAUCAUGAUCAAACUUGUUUUCUUUCUUCUCUGCACUUUCUAGUCUAAAACUUAAGUUCCUUUAUUCAUUAAGCAGAGAUAUUGUAUGUCUACAAAUCAUAUUAGCAUUUCUUAUCAUAUUCAAAUUGAAAUUUAUUCUCUCUAUAAAAGUCCAUUAUUAUUUUCCCCUCUUUUUAUAAUCUUGUGUUGAAGAAUUAACUUUUUAUUUACAUUUAACUUUGUCAAAAAAAAUUAUUUCAAUUGAUUAUUAAUGAAAAGGAAACAUCAAGCUAAAUGAGUUUGAAUGGUAUGAUGGAAUUCUAGCUAAUAAUGUUUAUUAAAAAUUGUGAUUAUAAUGCAUAUGGAAGAAUUUUAGUAUGAUAUACAUUUUUUUUUAUUUUUUUUUUUUGUAUGUGUAUUAGAUUAUGUGUGGUUUCUCGAUUAGUUUUUUAAUAAGGCCAUCAUUAAGAAGUGGAUUAUAUUCAGUGUAUAAUUUAAUUAGGGAAGUCAAACAAAUUUUAAAACAAUGCCUUAAAUGUUCCAAUGUUAACUAGUAGAACACAGUUUUAAUGAAAAAUGCAAAUUAAUUGAUUUUUUAUCAAACAUAGAUUAUAAAUGUAUUAACCUUAUUGAGUAUUGUUCCUAUCACCCUCUAAAUUUUUCUGGAAAUAUUAUAUUUAUUAUAUUAUUAACUAUUCAAAAUAAUUUAAUUUUUUUAUUUGAUUUA
Messenger RNA from Argiope bruennichi, 5670 nucleotides. RefSeq lists its product as uncharacterized. The transcript is spliced from 4 exons. Gene Ontology annotation, biological process: regulation of gene expression. Gene Ontology annotation, cellular component: nucleus. The record is from RefSeq and is a predicted model, not a curated record. NCBI's taxonomy places the organism in Eukaryota, Metazoa, Arthropoda, Arachnida, Araneae, Araneidae. Bases 370 to 3714 code for a protein of 1114 amino acids.